Messenger RNA from Bombyx mandarina (wild silkworm), 1326 nucleotides. Its product is annotated as fatty acid synthase. NCBI's taxonomy places the organism in Eukaryota, Metazoa, Arthropoda, Insecta, Lepidoptera, Bombycidae. Gene Ontology annotation, molecular function: fatty acid synthase activity; oxidoreductase activity. Gene Ontology annotation, biological process: fatty acid biosynthetic process. The record is from RefSeq and is a predicted model, not a curated record.
AUGGCUUCAGUAGUGAAUGCUACCGUUCACGGUGAGAUGAAAUGUGCACCAAAACGUGAGCGGAUUGUUAUCUCAGGAAUGUCUGGCUUAUUCCCUGAGGCGCAUUCCGUCCGAGAGUUUGCUGAUGUUUUGUAUGGCAAGAUCAAUCCUGUAAUAACAGAGAAUAAUCGGUGGAUUCAUACGCCACGAGAUAUUGGCCCGUACACGGGAAAAGCGCCGGAACUACAAUAUUUCGAUGCCCAAUUCUUCAUGGUUCACCAAAAAUUGGGAGAAAAAAUGGAUACUAUGUCUAGGAAAUUGUUGGAGCAAUCUUACCAAGCUGUUUACGAUUCAGGUAUCAGUUGUCAUAGCUUAAGUGGCAAAAAUGUCGGAGUAUACAUAGGUAGUUCCUUUUCUGAAACCGAAACUACUGGAUUUUUUGAUACAUCUUCUAGCAGAGGUUUUGGAAUAAUGGGAUGCAGCAAAACAAUGUUUGCGAAUCGCAUUUCUUAUUGGUUAAAUGUGAAAGGUCCGUCGAUGGCCGUAGACCAAGCUUGCUGUAGUUCAUUAACUGCUCUAGACCUGGCAUUUGCUGCCAUCAACAGAGGUGAAUGUGAAGCUGCUAUUGUUGGAGGAUGUAAUUUGUGCAUGCUUCCUGCAACGUCCGUUCAUUACAGCAGAAUUAACUCAGUAGCCAAAGAUGGAAGAACUAAAUCGUUUGAUCAAGAUGCCAACGGAUGUGUUUUAUCUGAUGCUAUCAAUGUUAUUUUCUUACAAAAAGCAAGUGAUGCGUUGAGAGUAUACGCUGAAGUAAUUCAUGUCAAAAACGAGUACAUAUCUUUGAGAUCGGAGAAUGAGUUCCCGAAAUGCGGUUUCUACAGGAAUCCCCAAGAGACAGCAAGUUUUUUGAGGGAUUUUUACACAGAGGCAAAAAUUCCUCCCCAAGCUGUCGAUUAUGUAGAAGCAUAUGGAAUUGGUAAUCCAGAAUCAGAUAAAUCUGAAUUGGAAGCAUUGGAUGAGGUAUUUUGUAGCCACAGGUCCGAUCCUCUGUACGUAGGCAGUGUGAUGUCCAAUGUUGGUUUCACCGUAGCAGCUAGUGGCAUUACAUCAAUUACAAAAGUUCUUCUUGGUUACCACACUCGCUUGCUUGCUGGUAAUUUGCAUUAUAAUAAGCCGCGCCAAGACAUACCUGCUAUAAAAAAUGGGAAAAUUCGUAUUUUAGACGACCACCAUUCAUUUAAUGGAAAUUAUGCAGCUGUCAAUGCCUUUUCUGCAACUGGUGUCAAUGCCCAUGUUUUACUGAAGGAUUUUCGUAAACAAAAGGUAAAUAUUAAGUAUCAAUAUUAA